UAUCGAGAGGAGAAGGAGCCGGCCGGCGAGGCAGAGAGAGAGACGACGUGCACCGAGGAGUACCCGGCGUAACGUUCGUGCGGUGCGUGCUGUCGUCGAGACUAGUCGUCGGUGGUUGCUGCUACGAUCCGAGAGUGUUCCGAUCGCUCUUCGUGCGUACACUUCGCUUCUUUUUUACAAACGCAUAGAUACGUAUAUAUUGUAAGACGAAACACUCUCGAUAUAUAGACAUAUCGGUCGUGAGAGAAAGAAAGCGAGAUACAGCUAGAGAUAGAGAUAGAGAAGGGAAGAUACACGCAUAUCAGGGAAGAGAAAAAGACUUUCGCGUACGAAGGGCAAUUCUCGAUCGAGAGUAAAAGAGAAUCAGUUUCGAAAUGACGAUGGCUACCGAAACGGAGAACAACGGGCCCGAGAGUAAGGAGAUAAAGGACGUGAAAGAAAUGAAAGAGGCUCUGAAGGACGAGACGCCGCCGGACAACAAGCAAGAGGAGAAGGACGCCGCUAAGAAGGAGGAGGCCGGGAAAAAGGAGGAGACGGCCGACGCCGCCGGUGCCGGCGGCGGAACCGCCGCCUCCGCGGCGUCCUCCGCACCGGCGAAGCCCGUCACCGUUCAUAAGACCAACUACGAGAAGGACGUUGUUUAUCUCUAUCAAUUCUUCCGUACUGCGCUUUUGCCCUCGAUUUCACCUUAUUGCCUCAAGGUCGAGACGUGGCUACGAUUGAAUGGUAUCAAGUACGAGAACGUCGAUCAUAAGAUGAAGUUCCGUUCGAAGAAGGGCCAGCUACCAUUCAUAGAAUUGAACGGCGAAGAAAUCGCCGAUAGUACAAUCAUCCUUCGCGAACUUAGCUCAAAGUUUGGCAAGGAUUUAGACGCUGCGUUGACCUCGGAACAACGAAGUGUAUCACACGCGAUGAUAUCAAUGAUCGAGAAUCAUUUGGUUUGGGCAGUCGCGUGCUGGCGUACCAAGAACAUGGAUCAAGUUUUGAAGGGCUACAAGGUCAAUCUCCAACAUGCCCUUGGGACACGCAUUCCAGCUGGAAUCCUUAAUUUCUUCUUUAAGUUCACGUUCGGGCGCAAGUGGGAUUUAUUACAGGGUGCGAAGAAAGUGAAGGCUCAGGGUAUGGGCGUGCACACACCGGAGGAAGUCUCCCAAUUUGGUUGCGCCGAUCUGAAGGUCCUUUCCGACAUGUUAGCCGACAAGCCGUUCUUCUUCGGUGACGAGCCGACUACGUUGGACGUUGUCGCAUUCGCUCACCUCGCUCAAAUUCUUUACAUCGACAAAGAGACGCCAUACAACCUAAGGGACUACAUGCAAGAGAAUUGCCCGAAUCUGGUUGGUCAUUGCUCGCGUAUGAAGGAACGAUGCUUCCCCGAUUGGGACGAGAUCUGCUCCACCUUGGACAUAAAUACGCACUUGCCGAAGCCAGAGAAGCAGGAGGAGGGUAAGGAGGGUAAGGAAGAGGCAAAGGAAUCGAAAGAAUCGAAGGAGGAGAAGGAAGGCGACAAGGAGAAGGCGGAUAAGGAGGAGAAAGAGAUGGAGAAGGACAAGGAGGUCGAUGAGAACAAAGAAAAGGAGAAGGAUGGGAAAUAAGCUGGUGGUGGUUGCGUGGCAGAAAGUAAAAUCGUUCGUUGAAAGGAUUUAACAGAGGAAUAAUUAAGGGUGUGUUGUUCGCGAGUGGGAGAAAGAGAGACGGAGCGAGUGAAGGAGAGGAAGAUCGAGAGGAAGAGAGGGAGAGAGUCUUUUGUAUGCGUGUGUGUAUGCAUGUGUCUCUUCUUUUCUUGGUUGUCGUCUGUGAAUCUUGUGUGUGCGUGUGUGCGUGUGUAUGUGUGCUUGCAUGAGUGAGUGUGCAUGAAAAUGAUAGGAAUGCGUAAGCGUGUCUCCUUGAAGGACGGACGAUGACGAUGAUGACGAUGGCGACGACGAAGACGACGACGAUGAUAAUAACGACGACGACGACGACGACGACGACGACGACGACGACGAGGAUGAUGAUUAUUAUUGUAACGGAGAUUGCUAAGAGAGAGCUAAGAGGUUAGGAGAAGUAGAAUGGUAAAAGGAGGCGAAGGAAAGUUUGAGAGAGAGAGAGAGAGAGAGGUAGGAUGAGAGCAAGGCGUGGAAGAAGAGACAGAGAGAGAGAAAAAGAAAAGAAAAGAAGUGUUGACGAUCAGCAGUGCUCUCUACUUAUGCGUAAAUAGAUUAUUAUUAAUAGAAUCAUGUAUAAUGUUAAUACUUCGUUUAUUAUAACGCGUUCGACCGCACCAACGUUGUACGCCAUUUCUCAUCGAUACCCUUUAAGGACACGCGCGGAUUCCAGCGACGCAACUCAUCCGAGCCCUUUUUCCCACCCUCUACGUGUGCUCGUACUCGUAUAAAUGUGUUUGAGAUAGAGAGAAAGAGAGAGAGAGAAAAAAAAGGAAAGGGAGAAAGAAAGAAAAAUUGAGUGAAAGUGAAAAUGAACGAACGGGAAUAAAUGACGACGAAUGAUUGCGAAUGAGUGAGCGAGCGAAUGAACGGGUGUGAGAGAGAAUGAUAACCAGGGCGCUAUUAUCGUGAGUCGAAGUAGAAUCCAAGUAGGUCUUUUGCAAUAUAUCGAAAUGCAAUAGCCUAACGCAGGUGACAUCUCUUUUUAUCAGUGGCCAAAUGCAAUCUACGCUAGGGAAGAAUACGUGAAAUCGCGUGAAUUAUUCACGAAGAGGUUUUUAACAAAAAUUAGUAUGUGUGCAUGAGAAAGAAAGAAAGAAAGAAAGAGAGAGAGAGAGAGAGAGAGAGAGAGAGAGAGAGAGAGAGAGAGAGAGAUAGACAAUGUAAUAUCGAGAGGUCCAAGCGUCUCCCAGCGCCGCGUCGUCGUCGGGACGCUUCCUGCGUCGACCUUUUGGCCCUUGCUGUGCAAAGUUACCUUGCGUUUCGUGCAACGUAACGUAUACUUCUUCUACUUGUACUACUACUACUUCUACUUCUACUUCUACUUCUACUUCUACUUCUUUUCUAUUUCUAUAUCUUCUAGUUUCUCCGUUUAGUUGGUUGUCUGUCUCUAUUUAGCCGCGAGAAAAAAGUCCUUCCUCGCGAUGUUCCUUUUCCUCCUCCUCUUUCCCUCCUCCAUUUUUCUUUUUAAAUACCACCGUUCGAUAUAGAAUCUACGAACAAUCUCCCGCAGAGAUAUGUUUAAUCGAAUUUUUACUGCCGUCUCGAAUGAACGAAAAUAAUAAAGAAAAAGAAAAAAAAAAAAGAAAAAAAAGAGAAAAAAAACAACAAAAAGAAAAGGAGAGAAAAGAUAGAAGAAAGAAAGGAAAGAAAGAGAGAGAGAGAGAGAAAGAGAGGAUAGCAAAAUACGUGCUUUUUAUCUGAACAGCCUAAACGCUAAAACAACAAAGUCGUUCGUUCGUCGAGAAAUCUCGGAUUGACUGAAAAAUAAAGAGAACAAACGAAAAAAAGAACUUGAUUAAUUAAUUAAUUAAUUAAAGAUAAGGAGAUAUAUAUUAUAAAAAAUUAAAAAGACAAAAAAAUUAAUAAAACUUCUCGAAGCGUACGACUUUCGUUCCGGAGAGAAGGACAAGUUUUUAACGCUCGAGUGUGCAAAAGAGAGAAUGUGAGAAAAGGAAAGAAAGAGAGAGAGGAAGAGUGUGAGAGUGAGAGAAAGAGAGAGAGAGAGAGAGAGAGAGAGAGAGAGAGAGAAAGGAAGAAUGAAUAUGAAUGACUCCGUUCAUUCGUCCGAUUGAUCGAUCGAUCGAUCAAUCAGUCGAUUCGAUCUAUGAAAUCAAAGUGUUAGCACCAGAAUAAAAGGAACGUCGAGAGAAGAGUAACUCCCUCGAGCGAAAAUCGUAAAUUUAAUCGAGCAGUUUAGCACAGAAGACGUCUUUUCUACGAUCUUAGCAAUAUUUUUCUCUUAUUUUCCUAUUUUUUUUUUUUUCUUUAAAUAAUUUUUACAUUUUCUUUCUCUCUUUUAUCCUCCCUCCCUCUCUCUCUCUCUCUCUCUCUCUCUCUCUUUCAUUAAUUCUCUCUUUCUCUCUCUCACUCUCACUGUCACUCUCAUAGUAUCUCACUUUGUACCAUCACCGUCAUCACUUUUCUAAUGAUUUUAUUUUCUCUUUUUUAUUGUUCACUUUUCGUUUAUUAAAUUUCUUUUUUUCUCUCUUCUCGUCGUUUUCUCUCAUGGCGAAUCAUCGUCCAGGCGCCCAGAGAUCGUUCACUCUUCUUCCUCUACCUUUUCGAUUUUCCUAUCCCUCUUGUUCACUCCUACUCUCCUUCCACCCUUAUUCCUUUUUUUAUUAUGUCUACCCAUUUCCUUACACACGUGUUUUAUAAAUAUUAUAUAUGUAUCUAUGUAUAUCUAUUCUCUCUCUCUCUCUCUUUCUCUCUCUAUCUUUCUCUCACGAUAGAUAGUUCGCUUUUAAAGGAUUACGUUUCUUCGUUCUCUUUUAAUGAUCUUUUUAUCGCUCUUCUUUUUUUUUUAUAUAUAUUUUUCUUUUAUCGAUGCGUCUCUCUCUCUUCCCCUAUUAUAUUAGUUCGUUAAUUAUUUUACUUUGUUUUUAUUAAUUUUCUUUUUUCUUAACUUUUGUUUUCUUCUCUUCCCGCAAAGCGAAGACUAUACUUCUCUUUACGCGACAUCGACGGCACACUUUCUCACUAUUGCUUAAUUCUUUUUUGUACAUUGUAUAGAUCGUUUUUAAUGAGAGAGCGCGGUACGCUAGAUCCGAUUAAUGACAACGGAAGGAUGCGUACAUGCGCGAACCGUAAAAAAGAAAUAUAUAUAUAUAUAUAUAUACACACAAAAUGAAUACGUGUGCUUCGCGCCCUUUGUAUUUUGUCUUCUCUUUUCUUUUUUUUUUCUUUUAUUAUUAUUAUUAUUAUUAUUAUUAUUAUUAUUAUUAUUAUUAUUAUUAUUAAUAUUAAUAUUAUUUUUUAUUUUAACAAUGAACGACCACGACCGCAAGCGACGAAUUUUAUGGUCGCUUGUUGUUUCUCCAUAUUUUUUAUCUUUGUUCGUUUCCUUUUCGUCACAUUUAAUUCUCUCGUCCAUCCCACUUGUCGUUUCUCAUUUUUGUUUUAUUUUUUAUUUUCGAUUCUCAAAGCUCUGUGCUGUUCCUUCCCUCAUCCCCAUCCCCGUCCAUGUUCUCAUUCCCUCCCUUUCCCUCGCCACAUCCUAUUCCCUUUCCUCCCUGUAGUUUUUUACGAUAGAGACGACGACGAUGAUUUUUCUCGAACGUCAUUAAGGGUAAUUUAACCUUACGUAAUACAAAGUGUCUUUCACGCAUCGAAACUGACAUUUGAUGUAUUAAAUGUUAUCGAACGGGAAUUGAAGUUUUUUCUAUAGGCGCUGUACAAGCGGCAGCCGCAAAUAUUCCACAAAGACACGAGAUGAUACAUUUAUAUUUAAGUAGCUUUACUAUUAUUAAUGACGAUUAUGAUUAUUACACAUGAGGGGGAAAAAAAAAGAAAAAAAAAAGAGAUGGGAUAAAAAAAAAAAGAAAGGAAAACAAAAUAUAAAUUAGUGUGUGGAGCUGUUUAUACUUAGGACGAUGCAUACGUUUACAACUGUGGUUACGAUUAUUAUGAAUUAUUAUUAUGACUAUGAAUAAAUAAUAUAAAAUUAGUGACAAAACACAUGGACAAGACCAUCAAGUUGCAGCACAGUAGGUAGGCACACCCCAGUACAGUAAGAUUAUUGUAAGAGGAAUAUUAUUAAUAAUAAUUAUAAUAUGACUGCUCGUUUUAUGCUCGGCGCUAUACAUUUCAUUGUCAUUAUUAUAUCACCAUUUAUUAACGAUAUACAUACGAACAAAUAAAAUGUGUUUAUAAAUA
This is a messenger RNA of Vespula pensylvanica (western yellowjacket), 5801 nucleotides long. RefSeq names its product failed axon connections (gene fax). Gene Ontology annotation, cellular component: cytoplasm. Lineage: Eukaryota; Metazoa; Arthropoda; Insecta; Hymenoptera; Vespidae. The transcript has 4 exons. Bases 375 to 1592 code for a protein of 405 amino acids. The record is from RefSeq and is a predicted model, not a curated record.